AUGCAAAGAUGCGAACACUUGGCCAUUUAUGUCAUACUGUUUGCUAGGACUCAUUUUGGAAUUCCUUGGAGACACAUGAAGCCCCCUCAAAAGCAGACAAGGUCACGUAAAAGGUCACUGUGUCUCUGGACUCUGCCCCAUCGUCUGUCCCUGAUUGAGUCGGGUAAAGAGAAGGAGACGGGCACGGGUACUGCCCCGACCACUCCUGGUUCUCUCCCCCAACGGAGCAGCCAGAUUGGACCGAAGUCACAUUCCCUGUUUCACGUGGACCACCGAAUCACUUCAGGGCGGCGGGCAAGGCCCGCCGCCGCCAGCCAGCCCGAUACGGGCGGGUGGGCCACAAGGUCUGCCCAGCAGGCCUGGUGCGUCGGCCACAAGGUCUGCCCAGCAGGUGCCUGGGUGCAGGCAGGCAGGCGGCCACCAAGGUCUGCCCAGCAGGCCUGGUGCAGGCAGGCGGCGGGCCACAAGUCUGCCCAGCAGGCCUGGUGCAGGCAGGCAGGUGGGCCACAAGGUGGCCAAGGUCUGCCCAGCAGCCCUGGUGAGGCAUGGCAGGCGGGCCACAAGGUUGCCAGGCAGGCAGGCCUGGUCAGGCAGGCGGGCGGGCCACAAGGUCUGCCCAGCAGGCCUGGUGCAGGUGUUCAGGCACAAGGUCUGCCAAGCAGGCCUGGUGCCAGGAAAGGCAGGCGGGCCACAAGGUCUGCCCAGCAGGCCGGGGUGGUGGCAGGCAGGCGGGCGGGCCACAAGGUCUGCCCAGCAGGCCUGGUGGCAGGCAGGCGGGCGCGGGCCACAAGGCCUGGUGCAGGCAGGCGGGCGGGCCAACAAGGUCUGCCCAGCAGGCCUGGUGCAGGCAGGGGGGCGGGCCGGGCCAACAAGGUCUGCCCAUCAGGGCUGGUGCAGGCAGGCGGCGGGCCACAAUGUCCGCCCAGGCAGCCUGGGGUGCAGGCGUCGGGCGGGCCAAAAGGUCUGCCCAGCAGGCCUGGUGCAGGCCAGGCGGGCGGGCCACAAGGUUCGCCCAGCAGGCCUGGUGCAUGGCAGGGCGGGCGGCCACAAUGUCUGCCAGCAGGCCUGGUUGCAGGCAGGCGGGCGGGCCAAAACGGUCUGCCCAGCAGGCCUGGUGCAGGCAGGUGGGCGGCAGGCCACAGGUCUGCCAGCAGGCCUGGUGCAGGCAGGCAGGUAGGCCACAAGGUCGGCCAAGCAGGCCUGGUGCAGGGCAGGCGGGCAGGCCACAAGGUCUGCCCCCAGCAAGGCCUGGUGCAGGCAGGCGGGGCAGGCCACAAGGUCGGCCAAGCAGGCCUGGUUGCAGGCAGGCGGGCAGGCCACAAGGGUUCUGCAGCAGGGCCUGGUGCAGGCAGGGGGCGGGCAGGGCGAAAACAAGGUCUGCCCAGCAGGCCUGGUGCAGGCAGGCGGCAUGGCCAACAAGGUCUGCCAAGGCCUUGGCCUGGUGGCAGGCAGGCGGGCGGCGGGAGGCACAAGGUCGCCCAAAGCAGGCCUGGUGCAGGCAGGCGGGCAGGCCACAAGGUCUGGCCAAGCAGUGGCCUGGUGCAGGCAGGCAGGGCAGGCCACAAGGUCUGCCCAGCAGGCCUGGUGCAGGCAGGCAGGGCAGGCCACAAGGUCUGCAAGCAAGCCUGGUGCAGGCAGGCGGGUGCAGGCAGGCAAGGUCUGCCAGCAGGCCUGGUGCAGGCAGGCGUGCAGGCCACAAGGUCUGGCCCAAAGCAGGCCUGGUGCAGGCAGGCGGGCAGGCCACAGGUCUGCCAACAGCCUGGUGCAGGCCAAGGGGGAGGCCACCAAAAGGUCGCCCAAACAGGCCUGGUGCAGGCAGGUGGGCGGGCCAGGCCAGGUCGCCAAGCGGCCUGGUGCUGGCAGGCAGGCGCGGGCCAACAAGGUCGGCCAAAAAGGCCUGGCAGGAGGCAGGCGGGCAGGCCACAAGGUCUGCCAAGCAGGCCUGGUGCAGGCAGGCGGCAGGCCACAAGGUCUGCCCAUCAGGCCUGGGUGCAGGCAGGCGGGUUAGGCCACAAGGUCUGCCAGCAGGCCUGGUGCAGGCCAGGCGGGCAGGCCACAAGGUCUGCCCAGCAUGCCUGGUGCAGGCAGGCGGGCAGGCCACAAGGUCGGCCAAACAGGCCUGUUGCAGGCAGGCGGGGCAGGCCACGGUCGGCCAAGCAGGCCUGGUGCAGGCAGGCGGGCAGGCCACAAGGUCUGACGGGCAGCAGGCUGUAA
This is a messenger RNA of Macrobrachium nipponense, 2214 nucleotides long. Its product is annotated as collagen, type I, alpha 1b-like. Bases 1 to 2214 code for a protein of 737 amino acids. NCBI's taxonomy places the organism in Eukaryota, Metazoa, Arthropoda, Malacostraca, Decapoda, Palaemonidae. The transcript has 7 exons. The record is from RefSeq and is a predicted model, not a curated record.